Molecule: messenger RNA, 3409 nt
Organism: Polistes canadensis
Lineage: Eukaryota; Metazoa; Arthropoda; Insecta; Hymenoptera; Vespidae
Gene: Rhp
Product: rhophilin-2
Exons: 12
Coding region: 299-2299 (666 amino acids)
Biological process (GO): signal transduction; negative regulation of stress fiber assembly
Molecular function (GO): protein binding
Source: RefSeq, a predicted model, not a curated record
CCCGCGAACGUUGUGCUCGGCUCGGUGGCACUUGUAGUUCGAUGCCGGAGACCGUUCAGAGUUGACCGUGCGCGCGCGCGCAACACAGCAGACGUUCUUACCUGCUCAGUAUUGGAUUUACCUUUGACUCAUUUAUAUCGUUUAUUAUAUUGUUACUUCCUCUGUGUUAUGUUAUAUCGUUCUUCUUUUUUUUCUUUUUCUUAUUUUUUUUCGGAGGGUUAUCUCAUAUGUGUUUUUCGUUAUCUACCACUCCAACAAUAGUGCUUUUCGUGAGGAAGAAUAGAAUGCUAAGGAUACCAUGAACGUACCCAUCGUGUCAGGCGACAUCGCGGACGAUGAUGAUUACAAGCCACGUUUCGUUAGGGGGUCCGAUCCAAGGGUCGCGACAUGCAGAGGAAAGUUGCAGAAUAAACGAAGCAAGUUAAAUCAAGAGAUCAAUAAGGAACUUCGAUUACGCGCAGGUGCAGAAAAUCUUUUCAAGGCAACGACAAAUAGGAAACUCAAAGAAACCGUAGCUUUGGAAUUGAGCUUCGUUAAUUCAAACUUACAAUUGCUGAAAGAACAGUUGGCUGAACUUAAUAGCUCGGUUGAGCUCUAUCAAAAUGUCGACGGAGAGGAUCCUGUAAUGCCAAUGAUACCUCUGGGUUUAAAGGAAACCAAGGAUAUAGAUUUUCGUGAUCCGUUCAAAGAUUUUAUCUUAGAACACUAUAGCGAAGAUGGGGAGAAUUAUGAAGAAGCUAUUGCUGAACUUAUGGAGAUCAGACAGGCAACAAGAACACCGACAAGAGAUGCAGCAGGUAUAGCCUUGCUUUUGCGUUACUAUAAUCAACUAUACUUCAUCGAAAGACGAUUCUUUCCACCUGAAAGAAGUCUUGGUAUACAUUUCGAAUGGUUCGAUUCUUUGACUGGUGUACCAAGUCGUCAACGUACUGUUGCCUUUGAAAAAGCAUCGAUUUUAUUCAAUGCUGGUGCACUUUACACCCAGUUAGCUGCUAAACAAGACAGACAUUCUACUCGAGGCUUGGAUCAAGCUGUUGAUGCUUUUCUUAGAGCAGCUGGAACUUUUCGAUAUAUUCACGAAAACUUUACCAAUGCACCUAGCAUGGAUCUUGGACCUGAUAUGCUUGAAAUGCUCGUCCAAUUGAUGCUGGCACAAGCGAGGGAAUGUUUGUUCGAGAAACUGGAACUUCAAUCUAGAGAAGGGAGAACGAUCGACAUUUCUUUGGACUUAGCUCAAGAAGCUGCACAAGUUGCUACGGUUUACAAUGACGUUCACGGUUUGAUAUCUCGUGAACCAGUUCGCGAUUAUGUCCCAGAAACUUGGAUCUCUUUGAUAUUGGUCAAACGCGAACAUCAUUUGGCACUUGCUCACAAACAUCUCGCAGCUGGUUUACUCGAUAGACCAAUCGCGGAUUUUCGAGUUGAGACGAAACUCACGCUCGAACAUAUUCAAAAGAGUGAUGGGAAAACGCAAUUGGAAGUAACCGUACCUAGAGAUGACAACGAAAGAAAACUUUUAGGGAAAGCACAUUUAAGGGAAGCUUUGGUUUUGCACGAGGAAAGCCAACGGCUGCAAAGAAUGUGCAGAGAAUUAAAAGGAAAACAAGCGCUGGCUAAGGUCUUGAAAAAAGGACACGAAGCCACGCACGAUAUGUAUAAUAAAAUUGGGGAUGAAGAUGAUUUUCGGGAACUAUUAGAUCCUCCAGAUAUCAUUGCAUCAACAAAGUUUCAAUUGAGCAUCACUCAUCCAGAUUUUGGUCAACACGGGGUGGAAGAUUUGUUUAGAUCGUUGGGACCUGUCGCUAUAUUUUCAGCAAAAAGGCAUUGGACUGCACCAAGGAAUGUUCAACUUCAAAGAGGGCCCGAUGGUGAAGGUUUUGGAUUUAGUGUGCGUGGUGAUUCUCCAGUAAUUAUAGCUGCUGUUGAUCAUAAUUCUUUAGCUGAAAUCGCUGGUAUGAAGGAAGGUGACUUUAUAGUUGGUAUCGGUGACAAGGACGUCAAAUGGGCUUCUCAUGAACAAGCUGUGAGAUUGAUAAAACAAUGUGGUGACUUUAUUAACCUAAGACUGGUCACACCUAUGGAUAGAAAUUAUAUGAAGAAACCCGGAAAACCGAACCAACAUGAUAAAGGAAGCGUUUCGGCGAGCAGUUCUUCAGGAGUGUCUUCUGGUCAACCCAGUCCCGCUGGCUCGGUAACAACAGCUCAUGUCACAAGGAGACUACCUUGGAAUCCUUUCAAGAAAUCGGUUAAUCAACGUGACAGCAGGGAUCUUACUUUUGAUAACGUCAUCUUGAGAUGAUUGUUGAAAGACAAGAAUUUCCCUGUAAAGGUACGUCGUCAUAAGACACAACUUUUUGUUGCUUGUCUCGCAUCCGGUAUUAAACUACCAUCGUGUAAAAUUCGAAUAGAAUGAUUAAUCGGUAGAUUAAAUCGUAUCGAAUCUUUAUAAAAAUGUAUAUAUAUUUAUACAUUUAUUUGUAUGUAUACAUAUAUAACAUAUCUUUAUCAUCCAUUUUUUUUUUGUUUUUACAUUACGAACUUUCGCAUUUUUCUAAACGUGUUUUCGUUACUGACUCGAUGGAUUUGUAGAUAUUAUAAUUAUCGUUAAGAGUGAAGUAAAAGAAUUAACACGUUAGCAAAAUGUGGACGUGAUAUGAUAAUAUUCGUUAAAAGUGUAAAAUUUGUCAGUUUUCUUUUUAACGAUCAUACGUGUCGUUUUAAGCGUUUACAGUAAAUACGUAUGUAUAUUAAAUCGUAAUUAUAAUUUAAUGUAUAGAUAUAUCUGUUAUGAAGAUAAUAGGUAUAUAUACCGUAUAUACAGAGUGUCUCGAAAGUCGUCUCACAGAACUGAAAAAUAAUACAAUUUAUUAUCUAAUAAAAAUGUGCGUGUCUACGGUGUUUUCAUUUUUCAGGGUUGCGUUAGGAUUAUGUCAGGAUUAUUUUCUUGGUAAAACGACUUUUGUGUAACACCUUGUAAAAUCACGCCAAUGUUCGUCAUUUCACGCAAUCGUAGAUUUAAUAUAUACUUAAACAUUACCUUCUCAUUUGUCCAAUGAUUACAAUUAAUUAAUUGUAUCUAAAUUGUAUCAACGAUAAUGUACAUAAAGAAAGAAAGAGAGAGAGAGAGAGAGAGAGAGAGAGAGAGAGAGAGAGAGAGAGAGAGANAGAGAGAGAGAGAGAGUAAGAAAGUAAUGUUAUAUAAUUCAACGUGUUCCCAUGAAUAUUCUAUCUCUUAAGUUAGAAAUAUCAUCGUUCACGUAGAAAGACAGUCGUAAUGAGCAAACAUCGUAUUAAAAACAUAAUAUUUGAAUUAUCAUUGGAUCGUAAAAUCCCCCUAUUUUUAUAAAUUUUCUAUUUGUGCUUUCUUACGUACUGUAAUAACCGAAUAAAAAUAUCUUCGAUUAACGAA